AUGAAGAAUAGCGGGAGCAGGAACAGUAUGGUUGAUAAGGGUCGGACCUUACCGGUGGAUCCCAAUCUCCCGCGAUUUCUGUGCCAGAACUGUCGUCAGAGCCUAUGUAUCGUCGACAUCGAUUCUUACGCCGACAAAUUCUUCGCCUCCGGGAUGCAAGGUUCUUCAACUCAUGGGACUGGUAGCAUUUUAGGUUCGACACGUGCGGACCAUUCAUUUGUCAUGUUGACAAAGGAAAGGAAUCAGGUAGCAGGGGUCUCUCCUCGUCCAAGAGGUGGAGUAAUGCAGCCUGAUUCUACUCAGUCUGGGAAAGCAAUAGAAGAGUCAUUUGUGGUGUUACCUCCACCAGCUGCUUCAGUGUACAAAUGUGAGUUUGGAGCUGAUGGAGGGGGUUCCAAUUUGCCAUCACCUGAGGGCGGCUCAACUAAUGCUCCUUCACAACCACAUAAUUCGGGCCUUCACUCAACAAUAACUGUCCUGAAGCAUGCAUUUGAGAUUGCCACAACACAAACACAGGUUGAGCAGCCUUUGUGUCUUGAGUGCAUGCGGGUGUUAUCUGAUAAACUUGAUAAGGAGGUUGAAGACAUGAACAGGGACAUAGAAGCCUAUGAAGCCUGUCUUCAACGAUUGGAAGGAGAAACAAGAAAUGUUCUUAGCGAGGCUGACUUUCUUAAGGAGAAGUUAAAGAUAGAAGAAGAAGAAAGGAAACUUGAAGCAGCUAUUGCAGAAACAGAGAAGCAACGUGCAGGAGUCACUGCUGAACUGAAGGAACUGGAGUUAAAAUCUAAUCGCUUUAAAGAAUUGGAAGAGCGGUAUUGGCAGGAGUUCAAUAACUUUCAGUUUCAAUUGAUCUCACAUCAGGAGGAGACAGAUGCAAUUUGGGCCAAGAUAGAAGUUUCACAAGCUCAUUUGGAGUUGUUGAAACAUACGAAUGUGCUCAAUGAUGCCUUCCCUAUCUGGAAUGAUGGAGACUUUGGAACAAUUAACAACUUCCGCCUGGGAAGACUUCCUAAAAUUCCGGUUGAAUGGGAUGAGAUAAAUGCUGCAUGGGGCCAAGCUUGCCUUCUGCUCCAUACGAUGUCUCAAUAUUUCAGGCCAAAGUUUCAAUAUCAAAUAAAAAUUAUUCCUAUGGGAAGUUAUCCUCGCAUAAUGGAUAGCAGCAGCAAUACUUAUGAACUCUUUGGUCCCGUCAAUCUGUUUUGGAGUACUCGCUACGACAGAGCGAUGACAUUGUUCUUGAGCUGCCUGAAGGAAUUUGCUGAGUUUGCAAAGGCAAAGGAUGUAGAAAACAACAUUUCUCCUGAGAAAUGUUUUAAGCUUCCAUACAAGAUUGAAAAUGACAAGGUCGAAAAUUUCUCUAUUACACAAAGCUUCAAUAAACAGGAGAAUUGGACCAAAGCUCUCAACUUGUUUUAUGUAGUAGCGGAGUUGAGCCGCGUCGAAGCUUGUUGA
Molecule: messenger RNA, 1452 nt
Organism: Fraxinus pennsylvanica
Lineage: Eukaryota; Viridiplantae; Streptophyta; Magnoliopsida; Lamiales; Oleaceae
Source: the annotation of a GenBank genome assembly